AUGUCGGGCGAAGGCGACACGAUAUACGCGCGAGCAACAGCGGAGCGGAUGACGCGCCCGAAGGCGGCGACGAUUGGGUACUAUGACCUGGAGAAGAAUGUUGGGGAGGGGAAUUUCGCGAAAGUGAGACUGGCGACUCAUACGUUGACGGGGGAGAAGGUCGCCGUGAAGAUCAUCGACAAAUCCAAACUUGACAAGACCACGUCCAAAAAGCUCUUCCGCGAGGUGCGCAUCAUGAAACUGCUCAACCACCCUCACAUCGUCCGUCUCUACGAGGUCAUCGACACGCCCAAAGAGCUGUACCUCAUCAUGGAGUACGCGUCCGGCGGCGAGAUCUUCGACUACCUCGUCGCGCACGGGCGGAUGAAGGAAAAGGAAGCGCGCCGGCAUUUCCGCCAGAUCGUCGGCGCGAUCGACUACUGCCACUCGCUGCACGUCAUCCACCGCGAUCUGAAGGCCGAGAAUCUGCUGCUGGAUGGGAACAUGAAUGUCAAGAUUGCGGAUUUUGGGUUCUCGAAUCAGUUUUCGCCGGGGCAGAGACUCAACACGUGGUGUGGAUCGCCCCCGUAUGCGGCCCCGGAGUUGUUCCAGGGGAAGGAGUAUAGUGGGCCUGAGGUCGAUAUUUGGUCGCUGGGGGUUGUGCUGUAUGUGCUUGUUUGUGGUGCGCUCCCCUUUGAUGGAUCGACUUUGGCAAAGUUGAGGGCGAGGGUACUCGCUGGGAAAUUCAAGGUGCCGUUUUAUAUGUCUACCGAUUGCGAACGUUUGAUCAAGCGAAUGCUCCAGCUCGACCCAUCAAAGCGCAUCACACUGGAACAGUUGAAAGACGAUAAAUGGUUCACAGAGGGGCAUGAAAACGAGCCAACCCCGCAGGUCCCAAAACCCGAGCCGCUUACCCAGGAACAAGCUUCCCGCGUCCUAGAGGAGCUAGAAGAGAUUGGCCUCGACCGCGCCGCCGUGCGCAAAUCCGUUGACGAGGGGGUUUACGACCAUCUGGCGGCUACUUACUUCCUCAUUGCUGAUAAGUUGUUCAGG
Fimicolochytrium jonesii is the source of this 1032-nucleotide messenger RNA. Its product is annotated as kinase-like domain-containing protein. Gene Ontology annotation, biological process: protein phosphorylation; intracellular signal transduction. Gene Ontology annotation, molecular function: protein serine/threonine kinase activity; ATP binding. The annotation marks the transcript as partial. NCBI's taxonomy places the organism in Eukaryota, Fungi, Chytridiomycota, Chytridiomycetes, Spizellomycetales, Powellomycetaceae. The record is from RefSeq and is a predicted model, not a curated record. The transcript is spliced from 3 exons. Gene Ontology annotation, cellular component: cytoplasm.